UCACCAACCCUGUUGGCCUGCCUGCUUGCUCGCCCCCGCCCCGCUCUACUCUAUGUCUCUAUCCCUCGCAACGCCAACCCCGAUGCUCGCCUCCACCGCCGCCUCCCUCCGGCCGCCCCUCCGCCGCUUACGCGGCGGCGGUGCGUACCCCUCGGGCGCCUCCCGUGGAGGCAUCUGCGGGGCUAACCCUCUCUUCCCCAGGCCCAGGCGGCGGGCGCUGGCAUGCCGCGCGGACCUGCAGCAGGACGCGCCGUUCGCGGCCGCCAUCGGCGCCUGCGUGCUCGCCUCGCUCGUGCUGCCCCCUCCCACGCCCCGCGGGGAGGCGCGCGAAGAGGUGGAGGAGGACGGGGAUUUCGGCGCCACGGACACGAGGAUGGGCGUGAUGGGGAUCAUCUCCUUCCUGCCUUACUUCAACUGGCUGAGUUGGAUCUUUGCGUGGCUGGACAGCGGGAGGCGGAGGUAUCUCGUCUAUGCUGCCGUCUACUUGGCUCCUUACCUCAGAGCUAACUUAUCAAUGUCACCUGAUGAGAGCUGGUUACCUAUUGCUAGCAUCUUUAUCUGCAUUUUACAUAUUCAGUUAGAAGCAGGCAUCAGGAGUGGUGACAUUGAAAGUUUCAACUUAAUCGAGAGAGCUUGGAAGCUGGUAUUUCCUAGUUCUGUUAAAGAGAAGGAUGGUCCCCAUGGAAACAGGAGAGACUCAAUUGGAAUGGGAGAUGGACACAAUAGGAGAAUACCAUCAGCGCAUGAAUCUAGAGAAAGGCUUCGCAAUUCAGAUAUCUUCAAGAGGAAGCUUGACGAGCCCAAUGAGGAGAAGCAAAAGAAGUCAGAUUGGAACUGAGAAUAACAGUGAUCCUGUCCUCCUAUACUUUCCUGAAUCGCCUGAAAAUCGUUUGGGGAGAUGCAUGUAUUUGUAGCGAGCUGAACCUACAGCCAAACCUGAAGUGGAGUUGUAGCAGCAUGUGGUUUCAAAUGGUCCGACGUCGUCUUUCUUUCUUGUUUUGAAAUUAGAUCUUAAUUAGUAUAGCUAUAGCUUCCAACUUCCAUUCCAUGGUAGUGUAGAAACAAAUUGCCAAUCUGGUUUAUAUAGGUAGGACACAUGGUGGUUUUGAAAGUUCCUGAUAUAUCUUUCGUCCACACAUCUGAAUGAAAGUUGCAUGUACUUUGCAGUGUUUCCGUUUGAUUAGUUCCAAGCUGCUGGAAGUGGUGAAUUGUAAUCGGAACAAAAGCUGUACCUGAGAAUGUAGCGAGCCCUACAGUUGAUAUA
Messenger RNA from Setaria italica (foxtail millet), 1264 nucleotides. RefSeq lists its product as uncharacterized. NCBI's taxonomy places the organism in Eukaryota, Viridiplantae, Streptophyta, Magnoliopsida, Poales, Poaceae. The transcript has 5 exons. The coding region runs from base 53 to 838 and encodes 261 amino acids. The record is from RefSeq and is a predicted model, not a curated record.